Messenger RNA from Lineus longissimus, 411 nucleotides. RefSeq names its product cyclin-dependent kinase inhibitor 1C-like. The record is from RefSeq and is a predicted model, not a curated record. The coding region runs from base 1 to 411 and encodes 136 amino acids. NCBI's taxonomy places the organism in Eukaryota, Metazoa, Nemertea, Pilidiophora, Heteronemertea, Lineidae. Gene Ontology annotation, molecular function: DNA binding. The transcript is spliced from 3 exons.
AUGCCAUUGUCAACCCCACCAGCUCCUACUACAGCUCCUACUCAAGCUCCACCUCCUACUACAGCUCCUGCUCUUACUCCAGGUCCUACUCCAGCACCAGCUUCUGCUCCUCUCCCUGCUGCUGAGCAGGCAGCAGCCAAGGGUGAGAAUGAUGACAGGGAUUACUUGACUCUCCCCACAAAAUCAGCAGAUCUAAAAACUAAGAGAGAGGCGUGGGAUGCCCUGCAAUGUAACGAGGCAAGUAUGUCAAAAUGUGUAGGUGACUUGCUCGAAGCGGUCUUCGGGAAAGCGUACCUUUCCAGCCACUCCAUGAGUGGUAAGAAGGGAUCCAUUUCUUCUACCAAGAAAGAGAAAGCAGACCCAACAAAGAUUGCUGCUAUAAAAGAAAUAGCUGAAAAGCGGAGGGAGUGA